Molecule: messenger RNA, 354 nt
Organism: Laetiporus sulphureus 93-53
Lineage: Eukaryota; Fungi; Basidiomycota; Agaricomycetes; Polyporales; Laetiporaceae
Exons: 3
Coding region: 1-354 (117 amino acids)
Biological process (GO): telomere maintenance via telomerase
Cellular component (GO): telomerase catalytic core complex
Molecular function (GO): telomerase RNA binding; telomeric repeat DNA binding
Source: RefSeq, a predicted model, not a curated record
AUGAAGAUGCACCAUUACCUGCGACAAUGGGGGAUCAAUGUCAAGAAGCAUAACAAGUUUAUCCAGAAUACUGUCCAGCGGAUGCUCAAGUACACUUACACUACAAUGAGAAAUAAGGCAACCAAUAGAGUAGCAAAGGCCAGCGGAGGACGAUGCGAAGUCUCUGAAGUCCAAGUAAUCUGGCUGGGAACGCAUGCCUUCUUUACUGUGUUCUCCCGGAAACCGCAUGCAUAUCCUCAGCUUGUGGCCUGGCUUCAGUUCCAGCUAUCUCUGCCGCGCAACCAGCGGUUAAAGAAACAGUUCAAUGGUAUAGUGAAAGACGGCUUGCAGACUUUGACUCUACUUUCCUUCUAG